GCUCAGUCCAUCCCUCAAUGCUUUCUCCUUCACUUCGCCCUACUGUUUCGUUUAACACAGAACGUCCUGAACCGCUGCGAAUCGUCAGACAAUAAGAGGUAUGUCCCACAAAGGAGGAGAGAAGUUGAGCAUGGAGAGGAAGGAUGACAAGGGGAGUCCAGCAGCAAAGAACAGUCAGAGCAAAGGAGCUCCCUGUGUGCCAUGUUGCCAAAAGAUCACCAUGGCUGUUCCUCCUGCAUACUCGGACCUGGGAAAAGCCGCCAAAGACAUCUUUAGCAAGGGCUAUGGCUUUGGUAUUGUGAAACUAGACCUUAAGACAAAGGCCCAGAGCGGAGUAAUGGAGUUCGCGACCUCAGGGUCCAGUAACACAGACACAGGGAAGGCAUCAGGUAACCUGGAGACCAAGUACAAGGUGAAGGAGCUGGGGCUGAGCAUCAACCAGAAGUGGAACACAGACAACACCCUGACCACCGAGGUCUCCAUGGAGGACCAGCUGGCUAAGGGCUUGAAGUUGGCUCUGGACACGUCGUUUGUGCCCAACACCGGUAAGAAGAGUGCCAAGCUGAAGACUGGCUACAAACGGGACUUCAUGAACCUGGGCUGUGACCUGGACUUUGACAUGGCCGGUCCCAGUGUCCAUGCUGCUGCCGUACUGGGCUAUGAGGGCUGGCUGGCUGGGUACCAGAUGGCCUUUGACACAGCCAAGUCCAAACUUACCCAGAACAACUUCGCCCUGGGAUACAAGGCUGGGGACUUCCAGCUCCACACCAACGUUAAUGAUGGUACAGAGUUUGGUGGCUCCAUUUACCAAAAGGUGAACUGCCACCUUGAGACAGCCAUCAACCUGGCCUGGACGGCCGGCAGCAACAACACACGCUUUGGCAUUGGAGCCAAAUACCAGCUGGACAAAGAUGCUUCCCUGUCUGCCAAAGUCAACAACGCCAGUCUGAUUGGAGUCGGCUACACGCAGGCUCUCCGGCCAGGAGUGAAGCUGACUCUUUCAGCUCUGAUUGAUGGAAAGAACUUCAAUGCUGGUGGUCACAAGGUUGGCAUGGGCUUUGAGCUGGAGGCAUAAGGCUGAAGGAAAGGGAGGGAUGGGAGAAGAGCAGGAAGAGCCUGGAUCUGACAAGACCUCAAUGACACCUUGACACACACACACACACACGUGUUUUGGCCUUAACCCUGCAGUCCUUAGCACCCUCCGUUCUAUAUUCAAAGGGACAGACUGUGGAGAACAGAGUUCUAUUUUGGUUGUUUUUAGGUUCCCAUGUUUCAUCUCCUUAACAAUACCACUAGAUAAAAUCUGUCAGACCGUGGCACUGGAGCGAACUGUCAGUGGGUCUCCAAUGACACCCUGUUUCACAGUGUAAUACUUCACACAGGGCUGUCAAGUGGUGUGACAUGCAAAAUAUGUACAUCAAGCGAUUUUUCAAUUUCCUCCCCAUAAGCAGACUUUUUUUUUCCCCUGUGUGGGAUUACAUUUAAAGCACCUUUUUAGUAUGGGUUGACUGUGGUAUCAUUUCACUAACUGUGACCAUGCUUUAAUCCACUUUUGACUGGCAAACAGAAAAUGUUGAUUGACAGUUUACAUUCUUUGUAUAUUUGUGGUACAUACAUUUUUAUUAAAGCCAAUAACUUGUCCCAGACAAGGGACAAGGUAUUGGGAGAUAUUGACAAGAGCAUGCUGCAAUGAAAUGGACAUCUUAGAACUUUAUAAAAAAUUUGACUAAUUCAUUAUCAGUUUCUAAAUCAAAGAAAGUACAUUUUACCAUGACAAUGGUAAGAUUCACAGAGUGAAUUUCCACAGUGAAUUCUCAAUUAUAUUCCCAAUCCAGAACAUAAAGCAAUGUAAUUAUGACCUUUUCCAUUCUGUGUACGUACCGUUAACUGCCAAACUAAUACCCCAGCACAUUUCUCAAUUUGAACGAUCUUUUGUUUCUGAGUUUUGAGAUGGUAUAGAGGCACCGUUACCUGUUCUUUAGGUUUCUGUUUUUGUCUUGUCAUUUUGUGUCUGUGCUUCGCAGAGGGAAAGUUUUCCCUAGCUGAAACCUCAAAAGGAAUUAAUGGAAUAAAGAAUGUCAAACACUUUA
Messenger RNA from Esox lucius (northern pike), 2090 nucleotides. It is a transcript of the gene vdac3, whose product is annotated as voltage-dependent anion channel 3. The transcript has 11 exons. Gene Ontology annotation, molecular function: voltage-gated monoatomic anion channel activity. NCBI's taxonomy places the organism in Eukaryota, Metazoa, Chordata, Actinopteri, Esociformes, Esocidae. Bases 101 to 1075 code for a protein of 324 amino acids. The record is from RefSeq and is a predicted model, not a curated record. Gene Ontology annotation, biological process: monoatomic anion transmembrane transport. Gene Ontology annotation, cellular component: mitochondrial outer membrane.